Molecule: messenger RNA, 1173 nt
Organism: Ixodes scapularis (black-legged tick)
Lineage: Eukaryota; Metazoa; Arthropoda; Arachnida; Ixodida; Ixodidae
Product: sulfotransferase 1A3
Exons: 1
Coding region: 1-957 (318 amino acids)
Biological process (GO): sulfation
Cellular component (GO): cytoplasm
Molecular function (GO): sulfotransferase activity
Source: RefSeq, a predicted model, not a curated record
AUGCAGGCGAAGCAGGUGCUGAAGUACCACCGCGUAGGAAGCUACUGCACGGGGAGUCAUUUCCCCGCCGAAAUCCUCCGAUCGGCUCUUUCCUACAAACACCAACCGGGCGACGUGUUCAUCGUUACAUACCCGAAAUCCGGCACCACCUGGAUGCAGUGCAUCCUCUACCAGAUCUACACCAAUGCUGCGCCCAUAACCUCCAUCAAGGACUUCGCAGAGCAGCUGCCUUUUCUGGAACGAACAGGUGCAGAGGGCCUAUACGAUUUGCCGCGGCCAGGCAGCGCAAUCAAGACCCAUAUGUUAUACGACCAGGACCGCGUCUCCCAGAGGGCCAAAUACAUCUACAUCGCCCGAAACCCGUACGACGUUUGCGUGUCCUUCUUCAACCACUACAAGCACCUUCCCGUCUACCACUUCGAAGACGGUACGUUUGAGCAGUUCUUUGAGAUGUUCAUGCGCGGCGAUGUCGACUUCGGGGACUACUUUGACCACCUGCUCUCCUGGUACGAACAUCGUGACGACCCUAACGUCUUCUUUGUGACCUACGAAGACCUGAAGCAGGACACUCGUUUUUGGGUGCAGAAGGUUGCCGACUUUGUCGGGCAUCAGUUCGGCGAUAAGCUGCGGCGGAAUCCGCAUGUCAUGGACAGGAUUCUGGAUGCGACCAGCCUCGCUAACGUCCGGGAGUUGGUCCGGCUCGAGAAGGAUUACCAGCGCAAGGUCAUCAUGGAGACACCCAAGGAUCGCAUGCCAAGGUGGGCAGCUCUUUACCUGGACAUGGGCGGAGGUCUGCUGAAAAAGCCAGCGGCUGGGCAAUUCGUGCGGAAAGGCAUCGUCGGUGACUGGAAGAACUAUUUCACGGACGCGCAGUUUCAAAGGUUGAAGCGAAAGUUCAGGGAGAGAUGCUACGGGACGGACGCCAUGAAGCUCUGGAAGAACUUAGAUCUGUGCUGAAAUUGAUAUGUCCUCUUUCUCUCAUUUUUUUCUUUGACUUUUACUGAUUGAAUUACCUAUUCGCCAGGUUUUUGCACGCUCUAAUACGGUGUACAAGGUGCCGGUCAAAAACACCAAUAUCAAUAUUUUCUCGUUCUCGCAGGUAUGGCGUUAAUGAUAGAAACAACAUAAAAGACGCCGAUGACUUUUUCUUCUUUUCUUUUUCUUUGUAUGAUG